Protomyces lactucae-debilis is the source of this 1905-nucleotide messenger RNA. RefSeq lists its product as uncharacterized. The transcript has a single exon. Bases 1 to 1905 code for a protein of 634 amino acids. The record is from RefSeq and is a predicted model, not a curated record. Gene Ontology annotation, molecular function: metal ion binding; ATP binding. Lineage: Eukaryota; Fungi; Ascomycota; Taphrinomycetes; Taphrinales; Protomycetaceae.
AUGAAGGGCAUGGCAGCAGGUCCGCCUGUGCCCCGUAUUCUAGUGUCGAACAGAGGCGAAAUUGCCAUGCGCAUCAUACAAGCCUGCAACGAACUUGGGAUGGAGUCUGUCGCGCUCUACACAGAUGACGACCGAGCACACUGCCAGCACGCGACAGUGGCCAUCAGACUGCCCUCACCAGCUGCUUACAUGGAUAUUGCCCAUAUUGUUGGCAUUGCAACACGGGGCAAGUGCACAGCUGUUGCACCAGGAUACGGCUACCUUUCCGAAUCGGCUGCAUUCGCCAAAGCACUAGAAGACCAAAAGAUCAUCUUUGCUGGACCAUCCAGUCAUGUGCUUGACACUCUCGGAGACAAGAGGAAAGCAAAAGAAGUCGCUAGAGCUACAAAUGUUCCCAUCCUGCCAUCUGUCGCAGUCCAAAACGAAGCCGACAUUCAACACUUUGCGAUGGACGUUGGUUUCCCUAUCAUGAUCAAAGCUCAAGACGGUGGCGGCGGUCGUGGUAUCCGUAUCGUGCGGUCUGCAGACGAGGUAGCACCUCUCAUGCAAGAGGCGCUGAACGAAUCACCAGGGCGUCUCAUCUUCUGCGAAAAGGCAGCUCUUGAAGGGUACAAGCACAUUGAGAUUCAGAUUCUGGGUGACCGACAUGGAGAAGUGCGGCAUCUCUUCGAGCGUGAGUGUUCUUUGCAACGACGAUUCCAGAAAGUCAUCGAAUUUGCGCCUUCGUCCUUGUCGCCUGAACGCAUCGCACCACUCAUUGCCAGUAGUAUCGCCAUGGCGAAACAGGUUGGCUAUGUUGGCCUUGGCACGUUUGAGUUCUUGGUGAAUGCGAGACGAAGUGAUGGCUACUAUUUUAUGGAGUGCAACCCACGCAUUCAGGUCGAACACACCAUCACCGAACAAAUCGCAGGCGUCGACCUUGUAGCCCUGCUCCUCAAGGCUACAACGGAUUACAAGUUUAAAUUAGUAGAUGAGCCAUGGCCUGCUCGGCCGAGCGGCUAUUCCAUUCAAUGCCGCGUGAAUGCAGAAGACCCAACGACCUUUGAGGUGGCACAAGGCAUCAUUACCUCGCAUAUUAUGCCAGGCGGCGCAGGCAUUCGUGUCGAUACGCUCCUGCACAGUACAAAGACACACAAAGUCACUGAUACGUUUGAUAGCAUGAUUGCCAAACUUGUCACAACAGGACAGACUUACGAGCAAGCAAGGCAACGCGCCAUCUACGCAGUCAGGCAUCUUCAAGUGGAUGGCAUCGUCACGAAUCAGGCACUGUUGAUGGGAUUGCUACGGUCUGGCAUGAUGCGACGACCUUCUAUGCUUGAUAUUCGGUCAUUGAGUAUUCCUGGCAUGUUGGAGCGCUUGACAAGUGAUGGCAGUGUAUACCUCGUACAAUUCCGAGGGGCUGCCCAAAAGAGACUUGGGCAUGAUGGCAAGGUUGCCAAACCAACUCCACUGGCGCUUGCAGCUGACACAUCCACACUUUUCAGGAAAGGCGACGGGUACACCUUGACUGUGGCACAGGACAGAAAGAUUCUCAAGAUUGAGCGCAUCUUGAAGAGCAAUUUCCCCACGCAUCUAUCUGCAGAUGUUUCUCUGGACGGCGGCAAACCCCAAAAGAUGGUAUUGGAGAAAGCUUCUGGCAAUGCUGCGUUGGAGCGCGCAUCAGCUGACAAAAAUCAUGUUGCUUCGCCCUUCAAUGGUAUCCUCAUGGAGAUGGUCGCUGAAGAAGGAGAAGAAGUCGAAAAGGGCGACGUCCUAGCAGUGUUUCGACAGCAAAAGAUGGAGCUCGAAGUACGGGCACCACGCGCAGGUAUCAUCAAACGUGUGGCAAGCAUCAAAGUAGGCGAGCAAGUGGGUGCAGGGAGUCUUGUGUGCGUUAUGCAAGACGAGGCGAAACCGAAGCUGUAG